This is a messenger RNA of Aureobasidium melanogenum CBS 110374, 2157 nucleotides long. RefSeq lists its product as uncharacterized. The transcript has 2 exons. The record is from RefSeq and is a predicted model, not a curated record. Lineage: Eukaryota; Fungi; Ascomycota; Dothideomycetes; Dothideales; Saccotheciaceae. Gene Ontology annotation, cellular component: spindle pole; centrosome; equatorial microtubule organizing center. Gene Ontology annotation, molecular function: gamma-tubulin binding; microtubule minus-end binding. The coding region runs from base 1 to 2157 and encodes 718 amino acids. Gene Ontology annotation, biological process: microtubule nucleation; meiotic cell cycle; spindle assembly.
AUGACUCUCGAUGCCCAGGAGGCUGCCAUUAUCCAAGAUCUUCUGUUCAUCUUCAUGGGCUUCGAGGGCCAGUAUGUUCGCUACACCGAUGCCUACCAGCCCCUUGAGGAAAAGAGUCGUCUUGCUGGUCCACAAUUUAGAGUCUUGCCCGGUCUGGACCCAAGCUUGAGGGAUCUGACUAUAUCCAUGCUGAGGAUGGCUACACACUAUGCUGCUGUCGAAGCUUUUGUCGAAGUUCAGAGCAGAGAGGAAUUUGGCGCUGUCAACCAUGCACUUUGCGCCGCCAUGAGAAAGCUGCUCAAGGACUACCUGAUUCUUAUCGCUCAAUUGGAACACCAGAUGUUGACCAACCAAUCCUUUACUCUCCACGUCCUGAAUCUCCAUACCAAACCUACUAGCCACAUGAUGUUUCAACUAUACAGCCUGGCACACGAAAUAUUGAAGGAGAACUCUAUGCUUGAGGAUGACGACGAUGAUCUAGACGAAUCUGACGACUUUGAGAAUAUCCUGGAGUCUUUGCGAGAGGGCAGAGAUGCUGGGAACGUCGGGAGGAAGGUCUGCAAGGGAGGCAGUGUCUUGCGACUCAUCACCAAGCGCUUGGCCACCAUGUCUGGCGAUCCUGCCGCUCGAACACUACUUACCACUUUGUUGCGCGAGUCUUCUAGACCUUACAUGGCCAUGUUGAACGAAUGGCUUCACCACGGCAACGUUCGAGACCCACAUUCCGAAUUUCUCAUCAAGGAGCAGAAGAGCAUUCGCCGAGAAGGACUGGAGCAAGAUUACACUGAUGAGUACUGGGAGAAGCGCUAUACCAUCCGCCUCGAAGAUGUACCACCACAACUUGAAUCUGUCAAAGACAAGGUACUGCUGGCUGGAAAGUACUUGAACGUCGUUCGAGAAUGUGGCGGUGUCGAUGUGUCAAGAGACAUGGACGAUCAAGUCCCGCAUACUUUCGACGAUGUCCGCUUCUUGGAUAACGCCAAUUCUGCCUACGCCUUCGCCAAUUCUUCGCUUCUCACCCUCUUGCUUACCACACAUGCUCUCCCUGCACGCCUUCGCAGUUUGAAACACUAUUUCUUCCUGGAUCGAUCUGAUUUCUUCUCCUACUUCCUCGAGCUUGGUCACUCAGAGCUUAAGAAGCCUGCUAAAUCCGUUAAUAUCGGAAAACUGCAAUCACUUCUCGAUAUUGUAUUGCGACAACCUGGAAGUGUCGCAGCCGAGGAUCCAUUCAAAGAAGAUGUCAAGGUUGUCAUGAACGAGGUUGGUCUGACCGGAUGGUUGAUGCAGGUCGUCAACGUCAAGGGUCUUGAUGCUGAUGGUGGAAGCAUCACAUCUUACACACCAGCGGCCAGUGUCAUCGGAGAUGACAAGGAUAUCAGCGGUUUCGAUGCGCUUACAUUUGACUAUGCUGUCCCCUUCCCUCUCUCGCUGGUCGUGUCCAGGGUGACAUUGACCAGAUACCAGUUGCUCUUCCGUUACAUUCUUUCGUUGCGCCACCUUGAGCAGCUACUAGUGAGCUCAUGGAUCGAUCACUCCAAAGUCACAAGCUGGCGCCACAAGAGCUCUGACCGACGGAUCGAAGACUGGAAGCGCAGAGCGUGGUGUUUGCGAAGUCGAAUGCUUUGUUUCGUACAGCAGCUGUUGUACUUUUGCACCAACGAAGUCAUAGAGCCGAAUUGGACUGCUUUCAUGACUCGACUGAGUGAGGCAGAAGCUUUGGAAAGUGUUGCCGAGGGUGGAAAAGUGAAGCGCACCGUUGAUGAACUGAUGCAAGACCAUGUCGAUUUUCUGGCAACAUGUCUCAAGGAGUGCAUGCUGACGAAUUCGAAACUCCUUAGGAUCAACUCCAAAGUCAUGGCUACUUGCACCAUGUUCGCCAAUUAUACUGCAUCGUUGUCACGAAACCUUGCUGUGAGCGAUCCAGAUCUCGCUAAGACCGAGGCCGGCAAAACAGAGCACGAUCCGCACAGGUUGGAGAAGCUCGACGAUAACCUCAAACGCUUCGAGGACAAUUUCACCAGACACCUGAAGAUCCUACUGGAUGCGCUCAACUACCUUGCUGCCACAGAGACUGUGGUAUUCCUGGGACUUUGUGCCAGACUCAGCAUGGCUAACGAAGGCAUCUCGGCUCCCCCAUCCUCAGUUCCUUAUGGUUGA